AAAAGGGUCACUGGUGAGGAAGGUAAUUUCCUUCUUCAUGUGAUGAAAGUGAAUGAUAAUAAUUUACUUAUUGGGCUAAUUUUUGGUAGCCUUGGGCUGUUUUUGUUAGGGAAUCAUCAUUUUUGUUUCCAAUGUUAAUUGUGUUUUUCAUUUUUUAUUUUAACUGGCUCAAAUUAGAUUUUUGGUAGGACAAUUCUUUUGAAGCGGCAUUUUGGGCGUGGAGAGAACGACAAUAAUCACAUCCAUAAUGUAAAAAAGCAAGCCAUGUGAGAGUUAAUACUCAAAAUGGUCUCUGAAAUUUAGAGAUAUUUAAUUUAACUCAAAAUUUUAAUUAAUUUAAUUUGAAUUCCCAAAUUUAAAUAAGUGACUCACGUUAGCCCUUCUGUUAAUCUCCAUUAACGACACGUGGACUUGACAUGUGGUUUUAUUAAACGAUGUCGUUUUCUCCUUGGCGUGUAAUCUCUUUUCAAAAGACAGCGUUUUCCAUUCUAAAUGAUCAAACCACUCAAAACAGAGAAAUUCUUCUUCAUUCUCUCACAUGCACCAUAUGCACCAUACUGUGGAAGAUCAAUGUCACUGCUAGUGUAAGGCGCCGACAAAGCUUGUCGCACACGUUCUCGUUUGCUAGUACAAGGAAGAAGAAGGUGCGCACCACUGUUUUUCCAAAAAAGGUGCCUCCACCUCCACCGCUCACAAGGCUGGAUAAGCUACCGCAUAAAAGAAGAGCAACUCUCGGUGUGGAACUAAUGCAAAAAGCGCAUAAAAGAAGAGCAACUCUCGGUGUGGAACUAAUGCAAGAAGCUAAUUUUGAGACAGCGUUAAAGUUUACAGAAUUUAUGAAAUUUGUCCCCACUCCGGGCUUUAAAACACCAAGGAAGAAAUAGAGAUUAAAUUAUGUUGUCUUUUGUGCAUGAAUUGAUAAAUGUAAUCCAAAAUUGUGUGUUUCGAAGUCAUUUUGUGGCUGUUUUGUGGCUGAAAUGUGUGUCAGUGGUUGUUUAUGCCUUUUGUCAUAAUGAUGACAUUCUAGACAUCACUCUUGGUUUAUCAUGUAUUACAAUGGUCAUUAUCAUGACUAUGGUUGACCUAUGAAAUCAGAUUCAAGUUUUA
Arachis ipaensis is the source of this 1107-nucleotide messenger RNA. Lineage: Eukaryota; Viridiplantae; Streptophyta; Magnoliopsida; Fabales; Fabaceae. The record is from RefSeq and is a predicted model, not a curated record.